This is a messenger RNA of Drosophila elegans, 2181 nucleotides long. RefSeq lists its product as uncharacterized. NCBI's taxonomy places the organism in Eukaryota, Metazoa, Arthropoda, Insecta, Diptera, Drosophilidae. The coding region runs from base 1299 to 1544 and encodes 81 amino acids. The transcript has a single exon. The record is from RefSeq and is a predicted model, not a curated record.
UGCGCCACCCCGCGAUCCACAGCACAGCACAGACCGCUGAUCCAGCUGUGCAAAGCACUCAAAAAAAAAGUAUAUGAAAAGUAUACAUCAAAACUUUUUGCAAAUUAUAUAAUGUUAUUCAAAUAUAUCUAGACCUUGACAUAAAUCGAAAAGAUGUCAUAUGUAAACAGGUUUAUUGCCAUUACGAUUUGAAUGUUUCCAUUGGGCACAUUUAUUUAUCACGGUAUCAGGAUAUUCCUUUUAUAAUAUAUAUAUUUACCAAAAUAAAUAAUAAAAAAUGUCACUAAUAAAUAAUAGUUUAAAAACAGUUGAAUUAACCUGAAAAUGUUGCUUAUCCACAUUAAAAACUUUGGGGUUUCUUUCGAAUGUUAUGGUUAUUAUUUUAUUAGAUUUUAAAAUUAUUAUUAUAAAAUUAUUAUGGUAAACUUAAAAUGAUUAGGUUUAUUGUGUUCAUCAUAAACUUAUAAAAUCAUAGAUAUUUUAAAUACAAAUAAUAAUUAUUUUGAGUGCAGUUGCUUAUCGCACUCAUUCGUUAUUAUCAGUUAUCUUUAUGGUGGGUCCCCGACAUUGUUCUUGGGCAGCCGUUUUGUGAGCUGACUAUUCUUGGCCAGCCAGAAAGUAUCGACCGAGAUAAACCCACUUACUUAUUUAUUAAUACGCACGGUAUCAGAGUGUACUGUAAAUAUUUAUUGCUGGAUGCUUAAGUCUUGGAAUUUUCUUGAAUUCUUUAAAAUCAAUUUACACCCACUACCAUUUAAUAGGAACUUAAUAAAUAAAUAUUGAAAUAAACAAAGAGUGAGUUGCUAAGUCUUGAUAUGAAAUGCUCAAAUAUAUUUCAUUACAUUUCCGUUUAAAAAAAAAAAGAAAAAUUCAACAAAUUAGAAAAAAGUGAAGUUUGGUUUGAAACUUGAAUAAAUGUGUGGAUUCCAUUUGGAUCAAGAUAAAAUUAUUAUUUACGAGGCAGAAAUUGUUGCAUACCUUCAGGGUUAAAAGAUCAGGUGAUGAAGUAAAUGUAAAAUACAUAAAAUCCACAAGUAAAACAUAAUAUACAGUAGUUUAAAAACAAAAAAUUAAAUAAUAUAGUUCACUUAAAAUGUGUUAGUAGAGUAAACUUGUUAAAAAUAACAAAGUUUUGUAAACUACAUGAAGUGAAUUAAAAAUGUAAAAAAAUAAGAACCAGUUUGAACUAAAUACAGGCAUCAACUCUUCCAAAAAUCUGUCGGCUUCAUUUGUCAAAAUUUCUACAAAAUUUUUUCCACUACCUAUUAGCAUUGAGAGAAAGAACUAGCAAAGCCGAAAUGGAAUCACCAAUAAUACACAACCUAAAAAAGGCUGAAGAAUUCAAGCAGUUUGAUGUGACAUACUUUCUGAUUAUCUACGCUUGCGUUGUCCUAAUGGUCCUGGGCGUUCCUUUGGCUAUAUUAUUGCAAAGCAAGGAUUCGCCAAACGAGAGGAAUCGUUAUCAAUUGGAGGCCAAUCGAUCGCGUGAUGAUCAGCGGAGGGUAGGAGAAGCCCGGCGUCGAAUUUUGGAUUCAAAUGCCUAAAUAAGCUUUUAAUAUUGAUGUUGUUGGUAUUCAUGGAAAUACAUUGAUUGGAAGGCACAGCGGUCUGUUUGUAGUUUCUUUCCCAGUCACCAACCCCAACCCCAAAUGUCUGGCCCGCUUGUGGCACACUCCAUAGACGUUAAGCCCCCUUUCAAAAUGCACAUAAAGAACCCGAGAAAUCUAAUGUAAAAUCAAUAAUAAUUACGCCGAGUAGGCCAUCGGCGGUUGUGUCACGUCAACCGACUUGGACACUUGUUGCAUACGAAAACAGGAGGAAGUCCGCUGCAGUUUUGGCUCGCGAGCGUCGACGUCUAAGUGUCAGCUGAGAUACAAGAUACCAGAUACUAAAAUACUCAGAUACACAGAUAAACAGAUACUUGCCUGCUGGGUUGGUGGUCAAACAGACGGACGAACUCAGCUCCAACAUGUGCAGCGUGCAACGUGCAACGGCAAACAAUUAGGGCGACGUGUGGCAGAUGUUUUUCCUGUUCGCAAGCAGGACUCUUAAAAAAUCAGAGGGAUGUGCGGAGAAGUGGCUACAAUAACAAUAACAAGCCAGUUCACCAGGCAAAACUACCUGCCGUCGUUGUUGUCCUUUCACAAACUGAAAAUAAAAUAAAAACCCAUACAAUGCCCA